UUCAUACAAUUCGAUCCACCCGGUGAGUUUGCAAUUAUAAGAGACUUCAAAAAACGAGAGAUGAUCUUCUUGCAAAAAUCUUAGCAACUAAAUGCUCUGGUUGAACCGCGCGAAGCCACCCAAAACCACACAAAUGCUCUUUCCGCUUCGGUGACUGAGCGCAAUCAGAGAGUGCCAAAUGUAGUAAAACAGCUCAAGCAUAUCCUUCUUGCGCUGAGCACUGGUGGUUAGUGCUGUCUAGGUCAUUGCUACGAAACAUUUGGCGUAGAGAUCAGUCAGUAACAACUGGUUUGCACGAUGACCCACAAAACUCAGUACUUCAACCACCCGGACGGUCAGUACGUACCGGCAACGAAGGAUUUAAUAGAAAUAAGCAACAGUUCUCAUAAAUUGCUCGACAUUUUACUACGAGUGACCAAAGUGAUUCUAUUAUUCGUGCCAACAUUGAUUCUGGAAGUGAUCACAUUCUUAGUGGGAACGAAGAAAAAGUCCAUCAAGGGACAGAUCGCACUGGUGACGGGUGGUGGGAACGGAUUGGGAAGAUCUCUGUGCUUACGACUGGCCAAGGAAGGAUGUCACGUCGCUGUUGCAGAUAUCGAUGUGAUUAGCGCUGAACGAACGGCUCUUGAAAUACGCGGAUUAGGUGUAAAAGCAGAAGCGUUCAAGGUUGAUGUUGGCGAGCAACAAUCAGUUGAGCAGCUGAAGGUCAAUGUCGAAAGCAAGCUAGGUCCAGUGGAUAUUUUAAUCAACAAUGCAGGCUUGCUGGCGAUGCUUUCGCUCUCGGAGGGCACACCGGAGGAUGUGCAACGCAUUAUCGAUGUCAAUCUGACCUCUCAUUUCUGGACAAUCAGAGCUUUCAAAGAUGGAAUGAUGGAGCGUCGGCGUGGCCAUAUAGUGGCAGUGUCAUCCACUUUCGGUAUCGUACCCUUCGGUCGCACUGUGUGCUACAGUGCGACGAAGUUUGGAGUUCGCGGUCUAAUGGAAGGCUUGAAUGAGGAGUUUUUCAUGAACGGCUACGGAGACGAUAUUUUCGCGACCUGUGUCUAUCCGUGCUUCGUCGCAACUAGAAAAGAAUUUCUGUUGUACCUCCAGCAGUACGGCUGCCGAGUGCCGAUCCAAACACCCGAGGAUGUGGCUAACCUGGCAAUUGAUGGACUACUGAGAAAUCGGUGCGAAGUAAUUGCUUCUCCUUGGUAUAUGCAGAUAAUAUUGAAACUGUAUUCACUAAUGCCGAAUAGCGUGAAUCGAUUAGUUAUGGGUGUUUUUGUCGAUAACAUACCACAGUUGACCGACAGGAACUGAACUGCUAUUAAGCAGUUUCAAUAGUCAUGCCAAAACAACAACGA
Molecule: messenger RNA, 1346 nt
Organism: Topomyia yanbarensis
Lineage: Eukaryota; Metazoa; Arthropoda; Insecta; Diptera; Culicidae
Exons: 5
Coding region: 298-1302 (334 amino acids)
Cellular component (GO): lipid droplet
Molecular function (GO): oxidoreductase activity, acting on the CH-OH group of donors, NAD or NADP as acceptor
Source: RefSeq, a predicted model, not a curated record